Messenger RNA from Dioszegia hungarica, 1368 nucleotides. RefSeq lists its product as uncharacterized. The transcript is spliced from 4 exons. The coding region runs from base 1 to 1368 and encodes 455 amino acids. The record is from RefSeq and is a predicted model, not a curated record. NCBI's taxonomy places the organism in Eukaryota, Fungi, Basidiomycota, Tremellomycetes, Tremellales, Bulleribasidiaceae.
AUGCUUGCAGUCGAAGCCCUCGCAGGUCCCUCGCGCCAUGCGCUGCGGUGUCCGCUACGCCACCUCCGCCCAAUACGGCGCUAUCAAUCUACCGGCCAAUCCCCGUCAUCCCAAUCUCAAUCCCCCAAGAUUUGUGCCGCACCAUUCCUCCUCGAUCCCGCCGCCGCGGCGCACAAGCUGCACAUGAAUGCCCUCAUUGCUUCUGCCAAGGGGUCGAAUCUCUUCCUCGCCGCCCUGUUGAAGCUGUUCGGGCCGGGUGUCGGAGCCAUUGCAAAGCAAUUUGGAUUGGGUGAUAGUGUAGAGAUGCGGAAUAUGAAGGCGGUAUAUUGGCCUGUCUGGCGGGUGGAUGCGCUCCUUGAAGGAUCGGUGGAGAGUAAGGGCAAGGAGGGGCCUGGCUUGAAGGCGUACAUGGCGGUACAAGAGGCGUAUAUACCUGGCAAUGCGUGGGCUCCAUUAUCGUACCUCUCUUUCGCGGUCCCACCACUACCGGAUGGGUUGCCGGAAUACGACCCGAAAGAGCACCUGACGCAGCUGGGCGAGGGAUUUGAGAUCGUCCCGGUCCCUUUCGCAGUCUCGCCCUUUGCGGUCGUAGACAAGCUUAGGCGUGUCGUGGGCAAGCGAGCGACAUUCGAACAGCUGGCGAUCGAUGAGACCAGGUGGAAGGAGCAUAUGAUCGCUUGCUAUCCCAUCUACAUGCCGAUCUACGUCGCCGAGUUCGAGCAGAAGCGGCCAGAGGGAGACAGGCGCUAUCCCGUCAUCAUGGAUGCUCAUGACAGUGACAUCAGUCAAUGCAGGGCAUCAUGGCCGCCUCCUGAAGAGGUCUUGGAGACUGGCCGCUUCAUGAACAAUUACUUUGUCAACCCCGCGCCCUUCAUCCCUGAGGCGCACCUCAUCAUGCCCUUCGUCCGCCCCACCGUCGCCGGGCCCCCCAUGUCCCCCAAUUCCCUCAAUCGAGCCUACACCUCCUGGCUCUCCCCAGCUCCGUCCUCCUCUACCUCAAUAGCCCCAUCUCCCCUCGUGGACAUCACCGAUCCCAUCAACUGGGAUGACCCACGCAUCCAAUCCUGGUCCGGCGUCGAGCGAGACCAGAAUUACGAAUACUACGACAAGGCGCAGGAAGUAUGGAAGAGCCUGGGCGUACUCGAUGGGAUUGCGCAGCUCAAGUCGCAGCUGGGAGAUGGCGCGGACCCUCAGGCGCUAAUCAAAAUUGAAGGGGACGUUGGGGCACAGCCGCGACCGAUGAGUGAGAUCAAGAAGAAGAUGGAGGAGGAUGUGGAGAAGACGAAGGCGGAGCUGCUCGGGUUGAAGCCGACGUGGUUGGUCGAGUGGGAAGAGGCGAAGCGGGUAGUGGAAGAGGGAAAGAAGUGA